AUGGCAGAUGUAGCCGAUAAAUUGGCGUAUUUCCAAGCGAUCACCGGUUUGGAAGACGUCGACCUCUGUACUGAGAUCCUCGCCGCUCACGGUUGGGACCUCGAACUCGCAAUCUCUUCUUUCACCACCACUACUUCUCACACAGCCACCGGCACCGGCGGAGGUGAUGAUAAUAAUAACAACCUACAAUCAUCUUCCCAAUCGGAACCGCCGCUUCCUCCGCCACCUCCCGGAUUGGCUUGGAAGAUAAUCAAAUUGCCUGUAUCUGUGAUUUCCGGUAGUCUAGGGUUAAUUUCUGGAGCAGUUGGUUUGGGAUUAUGGGCGGCUGGUGGUGUUCUUUCGUAUUCGUUGGGCUUCAUGGGCUUGGGCUCGGGAUCGGCGACUUCGUCUUCGGCUUCGGCGCCGUUGGUUUCGGUGUCUGCGGCGACUACUGAGGCUAUGGAUUUUGUGGCGCCUUUUGAGAGGGAUUAUGGAAUGGGGAGACCUAAUUUUGUGAGUGAGGGUUUCAUGGACGCGCUUCAGAGGUCGAGGAAUUCGUUUAAGCUUCUCUUUGUUUACUUACAUUCUCCUGAUCAUCCUGAUACGCCGUUGUUUUGUCGGAGGACGCUUUGUUCGGAUGGUUUUGUUGAGUUUGUGAAUCAGAAUUUUGUGUGCUGGGGUGGGAGUAUUCGGGCUAGUGAAGGAUUUAAGAUGAGUAAUAGUUUGAAGGCUUCUCGGUUUCCUUUUUGUGCUCUUGUUAUGGCUGCAACUAAUCAGAGAAUUGCACUACUUCAACAGGUUGAAGGUCCAAAAUCCCCUGAGGAGAUGUUAGUGACACUUCAGAGAGUGCUUGAAGAAAGCUCCCCAGUUCUUGUUGCAGCAAGGCUUGAUGCAGAAGAAAGACGUAAUAAUGCACGCUUAAGGGAAGAGCAAGAUGCUGCAUACAGGGCUGCACUCGAAGCUGAUCAAGCUAGGGAACGGCAGAGAAGGGAAGAAGAAGAACGUCUUGCAAGGGAAGCUGCUGAAGCUGAGAGAAAGCUUAAGGAAGAAGAGGAGGCUCGUGAAAGAGCAGCACGGGAAGCUGCAGAGAAACAAGCAGCAUUAGCAAAAUUACGUGAAGAGAAAGCUCAGUCUCUUGGUGAAGAACCUGAAAAAGGACCGAAUGUUACCCAGGUUUUGGUACGGUUUCCAAAUGGCGUACGCAAGGAAAGGAGAUUCAACAGCACAGUGACAAUUCAAUCAUUAUAUGACUAUGUUGAUUCAUUGGGUUGUUUAGAAGUCGAAAAUUACAGCUUAGUCUCUAAUUUUCCUCGGGUUGUUUAUGGACAAGAAAAGUUGACACUGUCAUUAAAGGAAGCAGGAUUGCAUCCUCAGGCCAGCCUAUUUGUGGAGCUCAGUUCAUGA
Vicia faba (fava bean) is the source of this 1383-nucleotide messenger RNA. The record is from the annotation of a GenBank genome assembly. Lineage: Eukaryota; Viridiplantae; Streptophyta; Magnoliopsida; Fabales; Fabaceae.